AUGUGGAACGUUGGGCCCUGUAACAUGUGGACGUUUAAAUCAAUCGCCAGUAUCAAAGCUUUUCCAUCCAACGUUACAACUGGUGAUGUUUAUGUUAACAAUUCAACACCUGUUGAUAUUCCAACUAAUCAAUUUUUAUUAAAUAUUUUACUAAAGGAUUAUUCUCAACUAUAUUCAACAUCUGUACCUGAACAACAGGCAAUUAGUCCAGAUGAUGAAAAGCAAUUGAAAUCGUUGAUUAAAAAUAUUUUUUUUGGAAAUGUCCAGAAUGACUCAACCACUUCGGGAAAUACUACUCAAAUUGAAGUAUCAUUAAAUAUAUUGGGUGUUUUAAAUGUUUACAAUGGCGACGGAAAUGCCACACAUUUAAACGAAUCGAACACACGUAAACAUUUAACUGAAGUGUUAAAUAACGCAAAAUUAAAACAAUUUCUGUCUGAUCUCGUUGAAAUAACAUUCAAUAACACAACAACUGAAGAUAAUUCAACAACAAUUGACGAGAAUGAUAAUUUCGAAAAUUUUUCAAUAUCGAUCAAUGUCUUUGGCAUGCUUCAUUCGUUUAAUUUUGUUGGUGAUCGUCAAUUUACAUUUAAUACCAAUGCAUCACAGGAAGCAAGUUUCUCAAAAUUUUUAACAUCCAGUGCCACAGGACAAGAAUUAGAAUCAAAAAUGGAAACUGUAAUUCCUAAUUUUGGCUCAUGUACAAAUAGUAGUUCAGUUAGUUUUGCAUUUCUAUUGGAUUCAUUUAAUAAUCACGGUGAAUUACAUUUAAUAUUAAAUGAUACGAUUGAAGGUGUUAUCACAGAUCGAGAAAGGGUUCAGAAUUUUCUAUUUAAUUGGAUAUUUAAUGCUUUUAAAGAUAGAGAAGAGAAUUCAACCAUGCAGUGUCCUAAUACAAUGAUAAACAUUUUCUUUGCUAUUGAUUCGUUUAAUAAUGAUGGAAAUUUGAAUGUAACAUUUAUUGAUCAACAACAACAACAACAAAAUGUUACAUUAGAUGAACAAGAUGAUUCAGCUACGUAUGUCUAUUAUUUUGAAAAUUCAUUUAAUUCAACAAUAAAACAAAAACAAAUGUUACCGUUGUACCCUGUUAAUAAUACAAUGUAUGCAUCGGUUAUUGUCAAUUCAUUUAACGAUCGGGGAAAUUUUCAAUUAAAUUAG
Messenger RNA from Didymodactylos carnosus, 1161 nucleotides. The record is from the annotation of a GenBank genome assembly. NCBI's taxonomy places the organism in Eukaryota, Metazoa, Rotifera, Eurotatoria, Philodinida, Philodinidae.